Messenger RNA from Peromyscus maniculatus bairdii (prairie deer mouse), 1051 nucleotides. The record is from RefSeq and is a predicted model, not a curated record. NCBI's taxonomy places the organism in Eukaryota, Metazoa, Chordata, Mammalia, Rodentia, Cricetidae.
CGGCAGCAGCUGGUCUCGGUGUAAACAAGUCGAGGCGGCUGCGAACCGGGCCGGGGGGGACGGCGCCCAUCAGGAGCGCCCCCCACUCCCAGGCCAGGCUACCCCGCGGACCGGGCCCCCCACGCGCCCAGGCGAGAUGCCAGCUCAGCAGGGGUGAGGCCAGAAGCAGGUGGGUGACUCACCUGGAGCUCCUCCUAGCCUCAGUUUACCCGCUGAUGCAACCUGAGGCCUCCUCAGCACUGGGCUCCCUCUGCUCCCCGUGGGCCGCUCCCCGCGUGGGGCCACUGCCCUUGGCCCCCGCCAUGGUGCGGAUUUCCAAGCCCAAGACGUUUCAGGCCUACUUGGAUGACUGUCACCGGAGGUAUAGCUGUGCCCACUGCCGUGCUCACCUGGCCAACCACGACGACCUCAUCUCCAAGUCCUUCCAGGGCAGUCAGGGCCGUGCCUACCUCUUCAACUCUGUGGUGAAUGUGGGCUGCGGGCCAGCAGAGGAGAGGGUGCUGCUGACAGGACUUCAUGCUGUCGCUGACAUCCACUGCGAGAACUGCAAGACCACUUUGGGCUGGAAAUAUGAGCAAGCCUUUGAAAGCAGCCAGAAAUACAAAGAGGGGAAGUACAUCAUUGAACUCAACCACAUGAUCAAAGACAACGGCUGGGACUGAGCUAGCUCCUGACGCAUGUGGCGUCCUCCUGGCCUGGCCGCCAGGGGGAGCCACUGGGAUCGCUCCUCCUGAAGGGAGCUCUGGACCCUCAGGGCCCCCACAGGGGAAGCAUCCAGCUCCUGUACAUAUAUUUUAUUGCAUGCACUGUGACCUUGGGGGGGAGACCAGGAGGGGGACUGCACCCCCAGUACCUCCCUGCGAUCUGGCUGGCUUGGAUCUCAUUUUUUAACCCCUUCCUGUCCUGCCUGUCCCAUAGAUACGGCCUGUGCGCUGCUCUCAUGGCCCCGGUGCACUAUCUUCCUGUGAACUUCUCCCACUGGAUCCCUCUUACCCGCAGCGUGUCUGUUCUCGUUCUGUAGCGUUUGUAAAUAAUAAAACAAUGAAAUGGA